AUGUCAGGAAUGCAAGGUGUUGGACCUACAUACACCCAACCUGGUAUGGCAACCUUUUCGCCAAAUGCAGGUUUAGUCGGUCGAAGUGUACAAAAUCCAGGCCCAUCAGGCCAAAUGCCUACACUAACCACGAAUAACCAAGCAGCAUUUAGACAAGAGAUGGAUGCAAGCAACCACGAUAUGGUGGGUGUACUUGCUCAAGAGAUGGGUUCAGAAGUUCCUGAAGAACAGCCUAGGGUAGUUGUGGUUAAUAGGGAGCAAAAUGCAUAUGAAGUAGUACAGAGGGUCAGAAGAGACAAUGUGGCAAUAGAAAAUAAUCAAACAACCCUGAUCGAAAGGAUCAUGGCUAAUAAUGGCCUUUUUACUGGACUUCGACGUCCAAACUAUACCUCCCCUGUAGCAGACUAUAUUUUGCAAACUGAACUACCAAGAGGUACCAAAGUACCCAAAUUUACAAAAAAUUUAGGGGAAACUGGUGAAUCGACUAUGGAACACAUAGCCCGAUAUUUGACGGAGGCUGGUGAUCUAGAGAAUAGUGAGAAUUUUAGAGUCAAAUAUUUUCCUAGUUCGUUAACAAAAAAUGCUUUUACAUGGUUCACCACCUUACCUCCAAACUCUAUAGAUACUUGGGCUCAUUUAGAGAGAUUGUUCCACAGACAUUUCUACAUGGGACAAACCAAGAAUAGUUUGAAAGAACUGUUGGCAGAUAGAGUUCGACAAGUCGAACGACUAAAAGCUGAAAAGGCCAGGGCAUAUAAGAAUUACAAGAAAGAGAGAGUAGCCUAUGUUGAACCUGAAGACAUCGAAGUCGAAACCUUAGAUGAUUCAUAUGGCUUUGAUGAAGUCGAAAUAGAUUUGGCCAAAUUAAAAGAGGCACCCCCAUAUUCUUGUAAGUUGCUCACCCACUCUAAUGGAAAAAAUCCUGUCGAACCUGACAAAAGUGAUUAA
Vicia villosa (hairy vetch) is the source of this 948-nucleotide messenger RNA. RefSeq lists its product as uncharacterized. Lineage: Eukaryota; Viridiplantae; Streptophyta; Magnoliopsida; Fabales; Fabaceae. Bases 1 to 948 code for a protein of 315 amino acids. The record is from RefSeq and is a predicted model, not a curated record. The transcript is spliced from 3 exons.